AUGCUAAAUGGACCUUUGUUUUUUUGGUACAAAAAUGGACCUUUUGUUGAACAAGGAAUUAAAAAUAUUGGACCUCCGCAUGUUUGGAAGUUAUGGUGCUGGAGAAAUAAGGCGGCGUUUGACCCUGAUUUGCAGCGACCUGCUGAACCUCUGAUGGCCGUUAAAAACAGUUGGAGAAACUGUAUAAUGAGACCUGAAUCUGAUAAGAGUUGCAAAGAUGCGGCUUUUGGUAGCUCUGUUUGGAGCCCACCUCCUUGUGGAUGGAUUAAAUUGAAUAUUGAUGGAGCUAUGGAUCGCAGAUCAGGCAUGGCAGGGUGUGGAGGUGCUUUUAGAGAUCCAAAUGGGACAUGGAUGGCUGGAUUCUCCCACGAUAUUGGAUUAUGUAGUGCGUUUGAGGCUGAAGAGUGUGCUUUGUUUAAAGGGUAG
This is a messenger RNA of Neltuma alba, 426 nucleotides long. RefSeq lists its product as uncharacterized. The coding region runs from base 1 to 426 and encodes 141 amino acids. Gene Ontology annotation, molecular function: nucleic acid binding. The transcript has a single exon. NCBI's taxonomy places the organism in Eukaryota, Viridiplantae, Streptophyta, Magnoliopsida, Fabales, Fabaceae. The record is from RefSeq and is a predicted model, not a curated record.